Gaeumannomyces tritici R3-111a-1 is the source of this 1761-nucleotide messenger RNA. RefSeq lists its product as hypothetical. The record is from RefSeq and is a predicted model, not a curated record. The transcript has 2 exons. Gene Ontology annotation, molecular function: structural constituent of ribosome. Lineage: Eukaryota; Fungi; Ascomycota; Sordariomycetes; Magnaporthales; Magnaporthaceae. Bases 113 to 1585 code for a protein of 490 amino acids. Gene Ontology annotation, cellular component: mitochondrial small ribosomal subunit.
AUUCCCUGAUGCGGGCCGGCGAGCAGACGACGAUAUAGCCCUCCAAUCCCCUCGGCAAGGGCCUUCGACGACAGCAGCUGGCCCUCGCUAGCCACACCCCCAGACUGUAAAAAUGGCCACGCCAAGCUGCUGGAGGUGCCUCCUGCUGAGGCCCUCGACAGCGCUCGCAGCCCCCGCUCGUGUGGCCGCGGCCGUGGCAGCAAAACCGCCGGGGCUGGCGCCGACGACGAAGGCGACGAGCGCACCCUUCUCGACCAGCGCACCGCUCAAUGCGGCGGGCGACAGGGCCGGGAACCCGAACCACUCGAUCAAGAAGGCGCAGACAUUCAGGAUGAAGAAGAAGGCCGUCAAGCCGCCGGCCAAGUCGCCGCUGCCGGGCGAGAGGAAGGCGUUCCGGAAACGCAUCCAGCUCAGCAACAACAACGCUCUCCCCGUCGAGGGGCUGGAGCCCCUGAACGGCCGCGGCCUGACCGAGGACGCGAGCGUGGCCACCAUCCGCGCCCUGCCCGACGACCUGGUCGACCAGCUGCGGGCCGUCGAGGCCUUCAAGCCCACCCAAAACUGGGGGCUCUUCCGCGCGCCGCACGUCCUCGUACGUGCCGAGACGGUCGAGCUCUGCCGCAGCAUGCAGCAGGCGGCCGAGAACAAGGAGACCCUGCGGCUCGUCAUCAACGGCGACAAGAUCUCGGGCAAGAGCACGCUGCUGCUGCAGGCCCUGUCCAAGGCCUUCCUCGACGACUGGGUCGUGUUCCACAUCCCGGAAGCCCAGGAGCUCACGACAGCGUGCACUGAAUACGCGCCCAUACCAGGCACGCAGCCGACGCAGUACAUGCAGCAUGUCUACGCCUUCAAGAUGCUGCGCCGGCUCCUCAAGACGAGCGAGAAGGUGCUGCGGAAGAUAACCAUGCUCCGAAAGCACGACGACGUCUCGACCGACCUGGUCACCCACAGCUCCUCGCUCGCGGACCUCGUCUCAUCGGCCAGGGAGGCGGACCAGGCCUGGCCGGUCCUCCGGGCCCUGUGGGCCGAGCUGCUGACGCCGGCCCCGGACCGCAGGCCCAUCCUCUUCUCGCUCGACGGCCUGGGCCACAUCAUGCGCACCAGCGACUACCGGUCCCCGGCCUUUGAGCUGAUCCACUCGCACGACCUGAGCCUGAUCCGCCGCUUCAUCGACGCCCUCUCGGGCGGCGCCACGGCGGCGCCCGACCAGCCGCCGCCGCCGCCCUUCCCCGCCGGCGGCGCUGUCCUCGCCGCCACCACGCUCGGCAACUCCCCAAAGUCCUUUAGCAUGGAGCUGGCCCUGGCCCGCCUCGAGGCCGCCAAGCGCGGCGAGGCCCCUCCCGCAAAGGACCCUUACAGCCGCGCAUACGACGAGCGCGUCGAGGCCGCCCUGGCCGACGUCGGCCUGCUCCGCCUCGGCGCCCUGACGCGCACCGAGGCCCGCGUCGCCAUGGAGUACUGGGCCGCCAGCGGCCUGCUGCGCGCCGCCGUCGACGAGAAGAAGGUCGUCGACGUCCUGUCGGUCAGCGGCGGCGGUAUCAUCGGCGAGGUCGAAAGGGCCCUGCUGCUGAGCAUGAGGAUUUAGAAUCGGGUGGUUAUCGUAAGCGUGGCUGGUCUUGUAUUGCCCGGUUCCACACUUGUAAAUGGUGCUCGAGUUUGCGCUCCACCUUGUAAACUACGUAUAUAAAAUCCCCUGGGACGUGGGUGCUUGCUGUUUCACACAUGACAAGAACUAAAAUAAGAAAAAAAGUUGAAAGGAUA